Molecule: messenger RNA, 2244 nt
Organism: Phyllopteryx taeniolatus (common seadragon)
Lineage: Eukaryota; Metazoa; Chordata; Actinopteri; Syngnathiformes; Syngnathidae
Gene: ognb
Product: osteoglycin, paralog b
Exons: 7
Coding region: 1308-2099 (263 amino acids)
Molecular function (GO): protein binding
Source: RefSeq, a predicted model, not a curated record
AAAUAUUAAUAAAUAAAAAUCAGUGGGGGAAAUGUCCACCUUUUCAACGAAGUGAGGUUUUUCAUUCUUUAGAUUGGGAAUCUCACGAGACAAGGUCGCUCGUUAGAUGAACGUCAUUUUACUUUUCUCUUUGUAGCUCGAGUGAGAACGUUAGUUCAAAGAUAGUUCAAAGGUCAAGGUCAGCAGGCAGUUCUUUAAUGUUGUUGGGGUUUUUUAAGGAGUGGGAAUGAAGAACAAUUUAAAUUAUUUUUAUUUAUUUAUUUAUUUUUAAUUGGAUGACAUUUUCUGACCCCAUCCAUGCAUGCACAGAAAAAUAGAUUUGUUGUGUAAAUAAUAGUUGUCCUCCGUUAUCCUGGGAAUAUACCCCAAAUACUUUGUUAGGUCCAAACAGAUGAAAAUGAUUAACUUUCAACUUCUUCACAGAAGAAUGAUCACCCUUUGUUGGAAAAUGUAGAACCACCAUUACUUCAAAUAUGAAAAAAAGGAUGCUUACAUGUCUUGGAAUGGAGAGGCUGACAUAUAUUGUCAGAGGCAAACAGGAAGAGCUGGUGUAUGUUUGGAACUCAUUUAUGUGCUUUUUGGAUAAUGAAACAAAGCACACUAAGUAGCAAAUGUAAAAUACUUAUAUAUCCUGCCUUCUAUUGUUCUUCUUUUGUUUUAAAUGAGUGUAUGAGGGGAGAACAUUUGUGUGUGUAUUGAUGUGUAAAAUGCAUUCAAUCGGAGGGCACAUAUAGACAUUCAGUUAACCGAAGAAGCAUGUUUUUCAAAUGUGGGUUAGUACCUGCAGAAAAAUCACACAAGCACAGGAAGAGCAUGCAAACACCACGCAGGAAGGCCAGAGCCCGGAUUCAAACCUCAGAACUCAAAUCAAUCUAACAACGACCGAUCUUACAUUCCUACCCUCACCUACGAUCAUGAGCUGUGGGUCAUGACCAAAAGGACAAGAUCGUGGAUUCAAGAAGCUGGAAUGAGUUUCCUCCGCAGGGUGUCCAGACUCUCCUUUAGAGACAGGGUGAGAAGCUUGGUCAUCCGGAAGGGGCUCAGACUCGAACCGCUGUUCUUACGCGUCGAGAGGAGCCAGAUGAGGUGGCUUGGGCAUCCCUGGUGAGGUGUCCCGGGCACGUUCGUCUGGGAGGAGGCCCCGAGGACGACACAGGACAAGCUGGAGAGACUACUGUAUGUCUCCCGUUUGGCUUGGGAAUGCCUCGGGACACACACACACCCACCUCCCACUUCCCCGGAAGAGCUGGAUGGAUGGAUGCAUCAACAGGACCCUCAGAUGUUUCCUCUAAAAAAGAGCCACAAUAAUGCUUUUUAGGACUUUACUUUUCAUAACUGUGGUGCUCUCAUGGGCACUGUCCUUUGCAGUGGGAGAUGAAUCAAACAAAGGAGAAAAGGUGCAGAGUGACAUGCAUGAUCAUGACAUCCUUCAGGAUACAGACCAAGCUGUAGCUCCAAAAGCCAUUGACAUACCAAGAUGUUUACUAUGUGUUUGCUUGAGUGGGUCUGUUUACUGUGAGGACGUGUCUCCUGAAAUGUCAGCUGUACCAGCAUUGCCGAAGGAAACAGCUUAUCUCUAUGCACGCUUCAACAAAAUCACCAAAAUAAAAAAUCAAGACUUUGCAGACACAAUCACACUGAAACUAAUUGACCUUCGUUGGAAUCUCAUCACGGAGAUAGAGGACGGAGUUUUUUCCAGACUUGCAAAUCUCGAGGAGCUCAAUCUUUCAGACAACAGGCUGACUAAACUGCCCACACUUCCCAUCAGGCCUAUGUCUUUCAACGCCAACUUCAAUAAGCUUACAACACAAGGUGUAAAGUCCACUGCUUUCAAGAAACUCACAAGACUGGCUUAUCUUUACCUUGGAAACAAUGAGCUGACAGCUGUGCCUCAACUUCCAGUGUCUCUUCACACUGUGCACCUACAUAACAACAAGAUCAAAACAAUGACAGAUGAGACAUUCUGCCAAGGAAACACCAGUUACUACAUUCGAGCUAACAUGCAUGAAGUGAGACUGGAUGGGAACCCCAUCCAGCUGUGGAAGCACCCUUACAGCUUCAUCUGUCUGCACAGUCUUCCAAUCGGAUGGUACAACUGAAAUAACCAGUGUCCUUUUUACAGAAGAACUAACAUUUAGUGAAAAGGUUAGACUUUUAUAUAGCCAAUGCUUGAGUUAUACUAUUAAAAAGAAUUCAGACAAGUCCAUAAACAUAACUGUUUAAUCAUUAGAAGUGACAGAAAAU